Molecule: messenger RNA, 909 nt
Organism: Sitophilus oryzae (rice weevil)
Lineage: Eukaryota; Metazoa; Arthropoda; Insecta; Coleoptera; Curculionidae
Exons: 3
Coding region: 233-808 (191 amino acids)
Source: RefSeq, a predicted model, not a curated record
GAGUGGCCAACACAAAGUGGCCAAAAGUUAACCUCAAAUCAAAAUUAUACUUGUUUCUUGUUUUAUUUUAUUAAAUUCCUAUAUCUUAUUUUCAGUUAUAAAGCACAAUGAUAUAAAAUGAAGUUAUAAGUAAAAUUUGAGUUAUGUUUUAUUAACGUGCCAAUGAAAUUAAUGUGUUCAUAGCGUUGAUAGCCCUUUAUUUUUUAUUUUCUUCCAAGUAAAAAACAACUCUAUGAGCAGCCAAAAUUAUACCAAUGAAGCCCUUGCCGACUUACAUAAAUAUGAAUUUGAAGCAGAGGAAGCCUAUAACUCUUUCAGAGAUCUCAUAUCAGACAGUACUUCAUGUCUUUCUUUAUUAGAAUCAAAGGUUCGUAUGUGCUUAGAUAUGUGUCAACAUAUUUUAAAGAAGAGCAGUGAAUAUCAGCUUGAAUCUGUUAAAUUAAUUGAACCACUACCUGACGAACCAAGACAAAUAAAGAUUAAUAAAUUAAACAAUCAACUGCAGGAACAAAUGAUGAAAAGCAACUUAUCAAUAAGAAGAUCGUUACUGAAAUUUAGCAACCUUAUGUCACAGCAGGAACUAAUUUUUAGGCCAUAUUUUGAAUUAAAAUCAUAUUAUAAACAAAUAGAAGAAGAGGCAUCUAAAUUAGAGCACUUUAAGUCUCAAACAAAACUGUCUUAUGCUAAAGCUUUAAAUGAUUUGGAGUUUUUAUCAAAAGAAAUUGAUAAAACUAAAAUAAAAACUGAUCUUUUGGAAGAAAAAAGUUCUUGUUCCUUAAGCGAUUUACAAGACCAUAAUGAUAUCUAGUACAAUAUUUUGCAGUCUAUUUUAGUCUUUUUCUAGUCACUACUUGAAGUUUUAAUAUUAUAUACAAUUUCAGAUAUUAAUAAAAGCACUGUUGUAUUAAA